ACACUCGUGGAGGUAAUGACAUCACCGGGCCUAGAGACGGACAGUGACGUCACAUUGUUUGCAAAUGUUAGUCAUGUUGCUAGAGAGUUUGAACCGGUUUGGCCGAGUGAAAACACCGCCUCCUCCCUCCUACGCACAUCUCUCCACCUUCAAAUAUAUAAGACUGCCCUGCACGACUCAACGGCACUUCAACAUCAAGUACGCGACAAAAACAAACACACCGACAGCAUGCUUUCAGAAACCGAGUGCGGAAUCUGCUAUCGGACUUUCAGCGUCGGUCGGCGGUGUCCACGACAGCUGAGCUGCAAACACACAUUUUGCGAAAGCUGCCUGGUGACGCUCGCGCGGUCCGCGGAGAGCCCCGAACCCCGGAUUAUGUGUCCGCUGUGCCGUCAGUCCACGCCGCUGUCAGAGGCGACAAUCAAAGAUAAUCUGCCGGUAGACGAGGACAUUUUGGAGCGGCUGGUGACCGCGGCCAGCUUGGAGGGGUGUACGGAUGACGAAGAAGACACCGAGGAGCCGGACCAGGAAGCGUCCAGCCCGCGUAAAGAGGACAGUCCGCCGCCGAGAUCUCCAGGCGGACGCCUGAUGAGAUCCAUAAGGCGCCUCUGCAAAAAAAUCACCGGGGAGAGCAGGAGAAACUGCAUGACUGAUGAGGAUUUAAGGGACCUGGCAAUGAUGUCCUGCUACAUUAUGUAAACAACACCAAGAUUGCAAGUUGUUGAAUUUGCAAGAAAAUUCCAAGUGUCAAGACGGGAUCUUAGUCACCCCUCAAGCAUCUGGGACGCACCUUGCAGAACCAAUGGGAACCUCUGGAAGAAGUUGUUUUGUUUUUGCACAUUUUAAAGAAGGAACAUCGCCAGCAGUGCUUGCGGGCAUAGCAGUACUGUUUGCUGUUGGGUGUGACUCAUUGCCAUAACAGAGAUUUUGGGUUAUCCCAGCACAACCCAAAAACAAACCGAAACGAAGAAACAUUAAAGAACAUUCAAGAAUAUUUAUAUAUUGUAUAAAUCUAUAAAGUGUGUCUUGAGCUUAAAGCUCAAUCAGGCCUGGAUAAUUGUAUUGCUCUUUUAAUUUAUUAUUAUUAUUAUUAUUCAAAAGGUGUAUUGGACUAUGCCACUGCAUGGCAGAUUUCUCCUGCAACAAUGGACAAAUACUGUAAACUGUCACUUACAUUUUACCCUUUAGUUUUUAAUUUAUAAGGAGGGACUUUGUGUUAUAUUUUAUCAAAUAAAUACAAAUGAUAGGUCCCAUUAUGUUUGUCUUUUCGAACAAUCUUUAUUUAAAAAACAAUUACAACAUUAUUUUACAUGUAUUUAUUUUUAACGAUGAUAAGUGAUAUGUGAACAGGAAGGAGAUAUUUUGUGUACUGCUACAUUUGUAAAAAAAUAAAUAAAUAAAUAAAAGAUUUUCACAUUUUUAUAAGUUUA
Messenger RNA from Myxocyprinus asiaticus (Chinese sucker), 1430 nucleotides. RefSeq names its product RING finger protein 227-like. NCBI's taxonomy places the organism in Eukaryota, Metazoa, Chordata, Actinopteri, Cypriniformes, Catostomidae. The record is from RefSeq and is a predicted model, not a curated record. The transcript has 2 exons. The coding region runs from base 16 to 699 and encodes 227 amino acids.